AUGUCAGAUUUAGAACAUAAUCAUUAUGAAAUGGUACCUGGUACAGUACACUUAGUUGAUAUGCUAGGUGAUUUAAAAGUACAAAAGGGUGAGGGUAAUAUCAUUCUUAUUCCUCAACCUAGUGCAAAUAUCAAUGAUCCCUUAAGAUGGAGUACAAGAAAGAGAUACUUUCAAUUUGCUUUGGUUUUCGUUUGGUCUUUCUUAUUAGCAGCCGGUUGUAAUUUAUCAGGUCCAAUUUUUGCUGAAUGGACAGUUGUAUUUAAUUGCUCAUUCUUUGAUUUAACAUCUACCGUGGCUAUUGCUUGUUUCUUCUUAGGUAUUGGUUGUGUGGUUUUGCAACCAACUGCCCUUAAAUUAGGAAGAAGGUUUGUUUAUUUGCUUUGUACUAUAAUCAUGAUGGUUAGUCAAGCUAUAAGAAGCAGAGCCACCAACCUUGGAUACUUAUAUGGAAGCGCAGUAUUAGCUGGUUUUAGUGCUGCUCCUGUUGAUUCAUUAGUUGAAAUCUCAACCACUGAUAUUUUCUUUCAGCAUGAAAGAUCAACGGCAAUGGGUCUUGUUAUCUUUGCCUUAUGUGCUGGUAAUAACCUUGCCCCUGUUGCUACAGGGUAUAUUGCUACCAGUAUGGGUUGGAGAUGGGUAUUUUAUAUGAUGAUUAUUAUCCUUGCUGUUACAUUUGUAGUCCAGUUAUUUUUAAUGGAAGAUACUUCAUUUAGAAGAAGUUCCGAUAUUACAGUUUUAGAAGCAGAAAUUUUAACUCAAAUUAAAUCUCGUGAAACUAUAGAUGCAAAAGGUGGUCGUACUGAUAUCAAAACUGAAGAAGUUAGUGAUAUAGAUAUGCAUUCUGAUGAAAAGACUCACGGCGAAGAUGAUGAAAGUAGUAUCCCUCUUAGAUCCUAUGCACAAAGAAUGGCAAUCAUUCAUCGUGAAUAUAAUGAUACAAGACCAUGGAUAAAAAUCUUUUUUAGACCAUUCCUUUUGGUUAGAUUCCCAGCUUUCAUUUGGGGUGGAUUUAUUUAUGGUGUUACAGUUAUGUGGAUUACAUUAUUAGCCAGUACAACUUCUGAAAUAUAUGGUCUUCCCCCAUAUAACUUCACUCCUAAUCAAGUUGGAUUAACUAAUUUAGGAGCAGCUAUUGGUUCAUUUGUGGGAAUGUUCUUUGGAGGACCAUUUGUCGAUUAUGUCGUUAUUCAAUUAUCAAAGAGAAAUAAUGGUAUUUUUGAACCCGAAUUUAGAUUAUAUGCCCAUAUAAUCCCAACCAUUUUGAAUUCAGCUGGAAUUCUUGCUUAUGGUUUAACUUCGUAUAGUGGAGCUCAUUGGGCAAUAAGUGUAGUUUUAGGUCAAGGAUUAAUUGGAUUUUCAAUGAGUGCUGCUGGUUCAAUCUCAUUAUCAUAUCCUAUUGAUUGUUAUCAAAAAAUUGCCAGUGAAGGUUUAGUAUUAAUUCUUUUUAUUAGAAAUAUGAUUGCUAUGGGUUUCUGUUUUGCUCUUCAACCAUGGAUUGAUGCUUGUGGUUUGAAAGUUACAACUUGGCUUUUAUUCUUAAUUUCAAUGGCUCUUAAUGGUACAUUCAUCCUCAUGAUUCUUUUCGGAAAGAGAUUUAGAAGAUGGACGGCCGAUGCUUAUGAAAGAUAUUCCGAUCCUACUUAUACAGGAUUUUAA
Scheffersomyces coipomensis is the source of this 1656-nucleotide messenger RNA. Its product is annotated as putative ion transporter. Gene Ontology annotation, cellular component: plasma membrane; fungal-type vacuole. Bases 1 to 1656 code for a protein of 551 amino acids. Gene Ontology annotation, biological process: transmembrane transport. Gene Ontology annotation, molecular function: transmembrane transporter activity. The transcript has 2 exons. The record is from RefSeq and is a predicted model, not a curated record. Lineage: Eukaryota; Fungi; Ascomycota; Pichiomycetes; Serinales; Debaryomycetaceae.